AUGAAGUACGUCGACGGAGUCAAGCACUCGCUAGAGACAGAUGUGACAUGGCAUCGAACCUUCUCUUUGACCAAGAGGGGUGCUCGAGCGCUGCCACGAGCGACAGCAGAGUAUCUCGAAGACAAGUUUCCUAUCAUCGGAUGGCUCCCCAGAUACGACUAUCGUUGGAUCCUGAACGACGUUAUCGCGGGCCUCACACUCGGCAUUAUGCUGAUACCCCAGUCGCUUGCCUAUGCCAAAAUUGCAACUAUGCCGGUGCAGUAUGGUCUCAUGUCGUCGUGGCUCCCGGCGACGCUGUACGCCUUCAUGGGAACGAGCAAAGACUUAUCGACGGGUCCAACGUCUCUUAUCGGCCUUCUGACCGCCGAGGUCGUUGCAGACCUGACUAAAGAAGGCUACACCGCACAGCAGGUCGGAAGUGCAGUUGCCAUGGGCAUGGGCAUCUACAGCAUGAUACUUGGCUUCCUCAAGCUUGGCUUCCUGCUGGACUUCGUCUCGACGCCCAUCCUGAACGGCUUCAUCUCCGCAGUGGCCAUCGUUAUCGGACUUGGUCAAGUCGACUCCUUGAUAGGGGAGGAGGAUGUUCGUGACGGUACCGCCCACAUUAUACACGACGUCUUCUCGAUGCUUCCCGAGGCAAACGGUUACACCUGCGGCAUCGGCUUCGGUAGCAUCAUCCUCCUCGUUGCAUUGGAGCAGAUCGGCAAGCGAUGGGGAAACAAGAGCAAGAUCUUAUUCUACCUGUCAAUCCUCAGAGCGUUUAUCGCUUUGCUCGUCUUCACCGGCAUCAGCUACGCCGUCAACAAGCCUCGCGGUCCUGAUACCGACAACUUUCUCUUCUCGGUCGCCGAAGUCGAGAAGACAGUGAUCACAGCCGAAGUCACGGAUGCGAAGCUCUUCGCCAAAGCGUUCCCUCGCGCCAUUGCUCCUUUCAUUGCGGCCGCGUUGGAGCACGUCGCCAUCGCUCGAGCGUUCGGCAACCGGAAUAACUACGUGACAGACACCAGUCAGGAACUCUGCUACCUCGGCUUGGUCAACCUCAUCAACAGCUUCUUCCACUCGAUGGGCGUCGGUGGUGCCAUGUCCAGGACUGCCGUCAACUCCUCUUGCAAGGUUCGGUCGCCACUUUCAGGAUUCGUCACCACGGCAGUCGUCCUCAUAUCGAUCUACGAGCUCACCGGUGCAUUGUACUGGAUUCCCAAGGCCACACUGUCGGCGAUCGUCAUCACAGCCAUUUGGCCUCUAAUUGGGACAUGGAGGACGUACUACAACUACUGGCGUACCUCACUCACCGACUUCAUCGCCGCCAUGGUGGCCUUUUGGGUCUCCCUGUUCGUCAGCACUGAGAUUGGUAUCGGUGCUGCGGUGGGUUGGAUGCUGGUCCAGACGUUGCUGAGACAAGCUUUCAGCCGUGUCACCCAGAUCGGUGCGGAUACUCCUUCGGAACUGGCAAGGUCCAUCGACGACUCGCGAGGCGUGCCAAACUCCAUCCCGUCGGACACUCGAAUCUACAAAAUAAACGAGAGCCUGUUCUUCCCCAAUGCUCAGAGGGUGAAACAACAAAUCUUGGAUUCGCUUCAGACUCAUCACUCCGCUCAGUACAGCAGCAUAAAUGGCUCGGAAGCCGAACGGACCUGGAGUGUCGUCGGCGAAAGGCGGAUCAAGAAACUGAGGAGGGCAGCUGGUGUCCACGAUGCCGCCGACCUCCCACCGAUACGCCUUGUCGUCCUCGACUGGUCUCGGGUCAACCAUUUCGACGUAACCGCGUGCCUCAAGAUGCGCGAGUUCAUGAAUGAAGUCCGCAAGUACGCUGGUCCAGACGUCGAGAUUCGCUUCGCAGGCAUGGCCAACCAUGUGCGCAACCGCUUUGACCGUGCCCGACCGGCAUGGAACUUAAUCGAUGGGGCCACUCUUCCCAACAACGGUGAUGGAAAGACCAGUAAGGUCGAAGAGGUGAGGGUGUUCAAUAGCGUUAGUGAGGCGGUCACGGCUUUCCGAUACAACGAUGUCGAACGGGCUAUGGAGGAGAAGAUGAAGACGGAGCGUAAAGAGGAGGCAUGA
Saxophila tyrrhenica is the source of this 2061-nucleotide messenger RNA. RefSeq lists its product as uncharacterized. Lineage: Eukaryota; Fungi; Ascomycota; Dothideomycetes; Mycosphaerellales; Extremaceae. Gene Ontology annotation, biological process: transmembrane transport. The record is from RefSeq and is a predicted model, not a curated record. Gene Ontology annotation, molecular function: sulfate transmembrane transporter activity. The transcript has 3 exons. Gene Ontology annotation, cellular component: plasma membrane. The coding region runs from base 1 to 2061 and encodes 686 amino acids.